AUGCACGUAUGAUGACAACUAAUAAAACAAAAUGAUGAGAGUGCUUUAAAAUAUUUAUAAAAACUAUGCUUAUCCCGCCUGACAGUCAGUAAAUAAUCGUAAAAACUGAUAAAAAAGCAGGCUACGCAUGCGCAUUGAAUUCCAGAUAGCCAAAUAAGAGCAAUAUGUUGUCAUUUUGUUGUCACUUAUUCCGCAUUCAAUUUCAUCAAACUAAAGCCAAGACAAAAAUUGCUUUGCAAAAAUGAUGACAGAACUAGAAGAAUCUUCAAAAGAUAUGCAACGAAUAAAUUCAGAACGAAAGAUUCAUUCGCUUGAUGAAAAAUUCAUUCGGCCAUCUGAUAAUCAGCAAAAACCGGUAGGCAAGGUACAAAUGAAAAAGCAAUUAGGCCUUUUGGAAGGAGUAGCUAUCAUAUUAGGAAUUAUAUUUGGCUCAGGCAUCUUUAUUUCACCAAAGGGAGUAAUACAAGAAGUAGGUAGUGUAGGAUUAUCUCUGAUUAUAUGGAUGCUAUGUGGCCUGCUCUCUAUGGUAGGUGCCUUAUGUUAUGCGGAAUUGGGUACUAGCAUACCUCGCAGUGGUGGAGAUUAUGCUUAUAUUCAUGAAGCUUUUGGUGCAUUGCCUUCAUUUCUAUAUUUAUGGGCUGCUAAUUUAAUUUUUGUACCUACAACAAACGCUAUCAUGGGACUGACAUUUGCUCAGUAUGUUGUACAGCCAUUUUUUCUUAAUUGCGACACUCCGGUUUAUGGUGUGCGAUUAAUCGCUGCAUUGAGUAUAUGUUUCCUCACUUUCAUCAAUUGUUAUGACGUAAAAGAGACGUCAAAAAUGCAGAAUGUAUUUAUGUUUGCUAAAAUUGGGGCAUUAAUAAUUAUUAUUAUAGCUGGAUUAAUCUGGCUUUGUAUAGGACACAAAGAAAACUUCGAAAAUAGUUUCGAAAACACGAACACCGAUCCUGGAAAAAUCGCUGUAGCUUUUUACUCUGGCAUAUUUUCUUAUUCAGGAUGGAAUUACUUGAAUUUUAUGACGGAAGAACUAAAAAAUCCUUAUGUAAAUUUACCACGUGCAAUUUACAUAUCACUGCCGCUAGUGACCUUAAUAUAUGUUAUGGCAAAUGUUGCUUAUCUAGCCGUUUUAACUCCAACUGCUAUGAUGGCUUCCAAUGCUAUCGCUGUGACUUUUGGAAAUCAACUUCUCGGAUAUAUGGCUUGGAUAAUACCUUUAAUGGUAGCUGUAUCCGCUUUUGGUGGCUUGAGCGUUCAUAUUAUGACAUCAUCUAGAAUGUGCUUCGUCGGUGCCAGAAAUGGCCAUUUUCCCUCGAUGUUGAGCCACAUCAAUAUAACCAGAUUCACACCUAUGCCUGCCUUAAUAUUUCUGUGUAUUCUAUCUCUCAUAAUGUUAUGCACGGGUGAUAUAUUUGUACUGAUUACAUACUGCAGUAUAGUAGAAUCAUUCUUCAUUAUGAUCUCAGUAGCUGGAAUUUUAUGGCUGCGUUAUAAAAGACCUAACAUGGAACGACCAAUCAAGAUACCAUUAUGGAUACCUAUACUAUUCGUAGCAUUAUGUGCUUUUCUGGUUAUUGUACCAUGCUACCAAAGACCAUAUGAAGUUGGUAUGGGCAUUCUUAUUACUGUGUCUGGUAUACCCGCAUAUAUCCUCGGUGUUGCUUGGAAAAGCAAACCAUUGUGGUUCCAAAAAGUUAACAUUAAAGCUACUCACGCUAUACAGAAAUUAUUUCUGUCUGCAAGGGAAGAACUUGAAAUCAAUUAA
Molecule: messenger RNA, 1762 nt
Organism: Atta colombica
Lineage: Eukaryota; Metazoa; Arthropoda; Insecta; Hymenoptera; Formicidae
Gene: gb
Product: Y+L amino acid transporter 2
Exons: 11
Coding region: 242-1762 (506 amino acids)
Biological process (GO): amino acid transmembrane transport
Cellular component (GO): membrane
Molecular function (GO): L-amino acid transmembrane transporter activity
Source: RefSeq, a predicted model, not a curated record